GAUCUCGAACCUCCGCACCGAGCCACCCUCGCUCCGCUCGCCGCCGCUGGGUCGCGGUCUCUCGGCCAUGGCCUCCAUCCUCUGCCGGGUCCAGUUCCUGGAGGACUCGGACCCGUUCAUCUGCACCAACUUCCCCGAGCCCCGGAGACCUCCGACCGUGAAGGUGGAGGAGAACCUGCCGCUGAGCGAGCAGCUCCGCGGGAUCCACUCGCUGCUGCAGGCGCCGCUGAAGCUGGAGGAGUGCACUCUGCAGUUGUCUGAUAAUGGAAACUAUCUGGACCUGGACUCGUCUCUGUCGGAGCAGAGAGACGAGCUGGAGAGUUUCUACGAAGACGUGAACAAAGGAAAGAAGCCGAUCCUGAUCCUGAGGACUCAGCUCUCCGUCCGUGUUCACUCCAUCCUCGAGAAACUGUACAACUCUCAGGGUCCAGACCUCCGACGCGCUCUGUUCUCUCUCAAACAGCUUUUCCAGGACGAUAAGGACCUGGUUCCAGAGUUCGUGGCGUCUGAAGGUUUGACAUGUUUCAUUCAAGUCGGAGCCGAGGCCGACCACAACUACCAGAACUACAUCCUGAGAGCUCUCAGUCAGAUCAUGCUCUUUGUGGACGGGAUGAAUGGAGUGAUCAACCACAACGAGACGGUUCAGUGGCUCUACUCUCUGACAGGAAGUCUGUCUCGUCUGACGGUGAAAACGUCUCUGAAGCUUCUCAUCGUGUUUGUGGAAUACGCCGAAUCCAACAGUCCUCUGCUGAUCCACGCUGUGACCACGGUGGACACACGCAGAGGUGUGAAGGCGUGGAGUUAUGUGAUGGAGGUUCUUGAGGAGAGGAACGGCUCCGACACGGAGCUGCUCAUGUUCACCAUGACGCUCAUCAACAAGACUCUGGCGGUCCUUCCUGAUCAGGACUCGUUCUACGACCUCACCGACAGUCUGGAGCAGCUGGGGAUGGAAGACAUCAUCCACAAGCACAUGAACAACAAGACGACCGAGACCGACCUGCGAGCUCAGUUCACUGCGUACGAGGCAGCGCUGAGAAAGGAGGACGGUGAGGUCGAUGACUCCGCCCCUAACCUUCGUAAAGAAAGAAGAAAGAUGGCGUCCAGCGACCAGGAGGGACGGAGGAGCCGCCGCUCGUCCAGUCAGAACCUCCCCGACCUCCUGUCUUCCUCUGCAGGCUCCUCCCCCUGCACCUCGCCCGUCCCCCCCGUCUUCUCGCCCUCCACCGCCAACACCCCCGUCUCCCCCAGCAUCUCCUCCGCCUCCUCCUGCAGCCCCACGGCGGGACUGGGCAGCAGGGCGGAGUCUCCGCUGACCUCCGAGACCGACAGUCCCGCCUCCAGCCCGUCCGGGUCCCAGAGAGCGUCUCCACUGCCCCCCCACACCGACGCCAACGGCCCCGUGACCACAGAGCAGGACGCCAAGUCGCCAACCAGCGCGAGUCGCUCUUUCCUCAGCCACCACAUGUCGGCGCUGGGUCUCAGCAGGAGGUCCCGGCUCUUCUCCAAAACCAGCUCCAUCUCUGAGGAGCCUCCAGCGGCCGGCAGCUCGUCCUCCACAGACGUCGUCUCUCAGGACAGGUCGUCCCCGGUCAGUCCAGAGCAGUCGAGCACCAAGACGGAGACGAAGAGCGGAUUCAACUCUGGGGAGUCUGACCAGCUCUUCUGCUCAGAGGAGUGUAAUGUAAAUCAGGACAAGCCGGUUUUGAGGAGGUUUGAAGGUAACUUCCUGCGCAGCCUGGCCGCGACGCAGUGGGAGAAGAAGAGAAGAAGUAAAGACUUGAGCAAGUCCAGGCUGUCCUCGUCUGAUGACAUCAUCACCCCGAGCUUUCGGCCCGCCGCCGCGGAGGAGGAGGAGGAGGAAGGGGGCGGGGCCACAGAGUCGUCACGUCACGAUGCGUCUUCACAGCGUCCGUGCAGCACGCUCUCCAACGACAAGAAGUUCGUGCUGGACAUGCUCUACUCCAAGACCGCUGCCGAGGCCCCUCCCACCGGGGAGGAGCCAGCGAGCGUCCAGGCUGGCGGAGCAGAGCAUGGCGGUCGGGGGCGUGUCCUGGAGCGUCUGUCCAGCUUCACAGCGCGAGCAGUGGAGCCGCCGCCCGCCUCCGAGAGCAGCGCCUCCCGCAGGGCGGAGCUGGAAGGGCUGGAGGGAUCCGCCCAGGCCGCGCUGGCCCGACUGGCCGAGGAACGAAAGAACCGUUUGGUCCGGCAGCAGAGCAGCGUGGACGUGGAGGGCCCGGCCCGCCGCCUGGACGCCACCCACAUGACCCCCGGGGGUCACGGGGGUCACGGGGGUCCCUCCGACGCCUGGGACCAGCUGCAGCCGAGCGCCGCCGCCCUGCGCAUCAAAGACCUGGACUUCUCCGACCUGCUGGACGAGGAGGACAUCGACGUGUUGGACUUGGACUCGCUCGACUCCACCUCCGCCUGCUUGACUGGAGUCCCUCCCCCACCCCCUCCUCCCCCAGGCAUGGCUCCACCCCCUCCUCCUCCCCCGCCUCCUCCACCCCCCGGGGGCAUGGCUCCGCCCCCACCGCCUCCCCCUCCUCCAGGUGCUCCUCCUCCCCCCUCGUCCUCGGCGGCGGCGUCCUCUCAGAAGAAGAAGACGGUGAAGUUGUUCUGGCGAGAGCUGAAGCAGGCGGACAAGCCGGAGAAGUGUCGGUUCGGCCGCGGGACGGUGUGGGCGUCGCUGGACAAAGUGGCGGUGGACACGGCUCGCCUGGAACACCUGUUUGAGUCCAAAGCCAAAGAGCUGCACGUCGCCAAGAAAGCUCCCGAGACCAAGAAGUCUGAGAUCCAGGUUCUGGACUCGAAGAGAAGCAACGCCAUCAACAUCGGGAUGACGGUGCUGCCCGCCGUGCACGUCAUCAAGACCGCCAUCCUCAACUUCGACGAGUUCGCCAUCAGCAAGGAGGGAAUAGAGAAGAUCCUGACCAUGACCCCGACGGACGAGGAGAAGCAGAGGAUCCAGGAAGCUCAGCUGGCCAAUCCCGACGUCCCGCUGGGCUCGGCCGAGCAGUUCCUGUUCAGCCUGGCGUCCAUCAGCGCCCUGACCCCCCGCCUGCAGCUGUGGGCGUUCAAGCUCAACUACGAGGCGCUGGAGAAGGAGAUCGCCGAGCCGCUGUUCGACCUGAAGCUGGGCAUGGAGCAGCUGGCGUCCAAUCAGACCUUCAGGAGGAUCCUCGCCACGCUGCUCGCCAUCGGGAACUUCCUGAACAGCUCCAGCGCUAAAGGCUUUGAGCUGGGCUACCUGGAGAAGGUGGUGGAGGUGAAGGACACAGUUCACCGUCAGUCUCUGCUCCAUCACACCUGCAACCUGGUGGUGGAAAAUUACCCAGAAUCCUCAGACGUCUACUCGGAGGUUCCCGCCAUCACCCGCUCUGCCAAGGUGGACUUCGAGCUGCUCGCCGAGAACCUGGUGCAGCUGGAGAGACGCUGCAAAGCAUCAUGGGAAAACCUGAAGGUGGUCGCCAAACACGAGACCAAGGCGCUGCUGAAGAACAAGCUGACGGAGUUCCUGAAGGACUGCACGCAGAGGAUCAUCAUCCUGAAGGUGGUGCACCGCAGGGUCAUCAACAGGUUCCACUCCUUCCUGCUCUUCCUGGGUCAGCCCUCCUCUUCCAUCAGAGACAUCAAGGUCACGAGCUUCUGUCGCAUCAUCAGCGAGUUCUCUCUGGAGUACCGGACGACCCGGGAGCGAGUGCUCACGCUGAAACGGAAACGAGCGACUCACCGCGAGAGAACCAAGACCAGGGGCAAGAUGAUCACCGAGACGGAGAAGUUCUCGGGGGCGGUGCCUCGUCCGGACAGCCCCUCCCAUGUGUCCUCGCCGACGGAGGCGGAGCUAGCUCAGGAGGAGGAGCAUGAGAACAUGAAGAACCUGCUGGUCAGCAGCGACCUCAGUCUGAGUGUCGACUCCAGAGGCCUGAGGCGCUCAAGAGCCGUCCGCAGUAUGGGCCGGGUGAGUCCGUGUCAGCUGUCUGGAGCCAGAGACGACGGGACCAGCUCCCAGGACGACGCCACCGACGAGAUCAUGGACCGACUCGUCAAGUCCGUUACCCAGAAUCCCUCAGUCCGAGCAUCAAGCCCCAAGACGCGAGCCCGCUCCCGAGUCAACAGGAAGUCACUGCGCAGGACCCUGAAGGGCGGCCUCAGUCUGGACGUGGUUCAGGCUCUGGGACUCAACAGCAAGACGGGAGACAGAGUCUGAUCGUCAUCGAUUAAAGAGACUGGACUCAGCUGAUCAGAUGAGAGGCUCCGCCCACCGACAGGAAGGACUGAUUCAAACUGAACAAACUUUAUUGUCAACACUGUUCAUGUGGAAACCGUUAAAAACCAGAGAAUCAGUUUCAUUCCGACACAGUGUGUGGUUUUAUCACAUGUAAAUGUGAUUAUAUUAGCAUGUUGAACAACAGCAGGUGAUUCACACAGACACACAAAACACCGUGCAACACACACAAAUACACACACUGAAUUACACGUACUCAGCUGUUUUUAUUUUUUUUUAACUACACAAACUAGUUUUUAACACACAAAAUUCACAAGUUUCAAUGUUUCACUAAAAGUUAUUUUUUUAUUGAUCUCACGUUACUGACACACACACACAAACACACAUGCACACACACACACACACACAUACACAUUAAAGACAAACUUUAAAAUGUUUGAUAUUUAAAACACACGUUAAGUUAAAGUUUUAGCAACAAUCUCUUUCACCAACAUUUCACUAAAGUCUGAGUCUGAAUCCAACUGAAUGUAAAUCGUGUUUUAAAAUGAAAUCAUUGAUCGAUACUUUUAUUGAUUCAGCUGAUAAAUAAAAACUAAAGCAGGAAACUGAGGAACUGAGACUUUUAAAAAUCUGAUCUAAUGAUCAUUUUAAUACAGAAUGUAAAUAUGAAUGAAAAGAAUGUAUAAUAAAAAAUUAUUUUACUGAAGUGUGUGCUGGAAAUAUCAUCUAUUACCACUAGAGAGAUUCAGACUCGGACCAGGUGAGACGUCGCCUUUACAACCAAGCUGCUGUGUCACCGUUCACAAACACACACACACACGCAGACACACACACACAAGCACACACAAACACACACGCACACAAACACACACGCACACACACACUACAUGUCACAAAACAAAUUAGAAUAAAAUCACUAAUGUGGAACAAAACAGUUCAACAUGUCACUGUCACUGCUUUAGCCCUGUGUGUGUGUGUGUGUGUUUGUGUGUUUG
Messenger RNA from Limanda limanda (common dab), 5220 nucleotides. It is a transcript of the gene fhod1, whose product is annotated as formin homology 2 domain containing 1. Gene Ontology annotation, biological process: actin filament network formation; cortical actin cytoskeleton organization. NCBI's taxonomy places the organism in Eukaryota, Metazoa, Chordata, Actinopteri, Pleuronectiformes, Pleuronectidae. Gene Ontology annotation, molecular function: actin filament binding. Bases 68 to 4207 code for a protein of 1379 amino acids. Gene Ontology annotation, cellular component: cytoskeleton; cytoplasm. The record is from RefSeq and is a predicted model, not a curated record. The transcript is spliced from 27 exons.